CAGACUUCCUCAAGAGCCAGCCAUCAGCCACAAUGACAGAGGGUAAUCUUCCUCCAGAGCUGGCUCCGGCACCGGCCACGACGGAGACUAAUCUUUCUAAAGAGGCGGCACUGGUCAUAAUGGAGAGAAAUAAGAACGUGGUUGAAGCUUGGGAAUCCGAUGAGGAAUCUCUAACAUCUGAUUCAGCGAGUCUUCGAAGUCCGCUUGUGAAAUGUGAAGCUUCUAAUUUGGAGAAAGGGGAAUGUCGUUCCCAAUCGAAGGAAAACAACAAUGACGCCAUGGCUGUGCCCAAGAAUAGUGAAGAAGUGGAGAACAACAAUGGAGCGUAUUUAUUCAUCGAAAAAAACAAUGGAGGCUAUUUCGAGGACGAAGAAGAUCAGAAAGAACCGUUUGGGUCUGAUGACGAAGGUUACUGUAUUGCCCUUGCUACUAGUCCCAAACCAAUUCCUGAUUUAACAUUUUUACCGGGGUUCUAUGAGGUGAAUGAAAGAGGCCGGCGUGGACACUCGUAGCAAUGGAUCCAACCUAUUUUUGCUCUUCUAUU
Corylus avellana is the source of this 544-nucleotide messenger RNA. RefSeq lists its product as uncharacterized. Lineage: Eukaryota; Viridiplantae; Streptophyta; Magnoliopsida; Fagales; Betulaceae. The record is from RefSeq and is a predicted model, not a curated record.